AUGAUAUUACGAGCAGUGCCGCACAGAGCACAGGAUCAUGGCUUCCUCUUCAAAUUCUCAGCUACUUUGCUCUCCUUCUUCGUGAUGGGGCUAAUCAUCUCGACACCCGGCGUCAUUCUUCCGCACCUCGAGGCGUACUUUCACCUCAACGACAUCCAAGCUUCCCUGAUCUUCCUUGCGGGUCCUGUUGGAUAUCUCGUCGGAGCACGGCUCAAUGCUCCGAUCCACCGACGUCUGGGCCAGAGAGGCAUUGCAACCAUCGCGCCAAUUUGUCAGAUCAUCUUCACAGGGACGGUCGCGACGUUUCACCGCCCAGAGAUGGGUGGAUUCCAGCUGUUCCUGCUGACGACGGCGAUUGGCCAGGUCGGCACUGGACUUCUUGACGGCUCAUGGUGCGCCUGGGCGGGCGGCCUAGGAGGGCACAGGACCAACACCGUUCAAGGCCUUCUUCACGGGAGUUUCUCUCUCGGUGCUGGACUGGGACCUUUCCUGGCCGGGACCAUGUUCUCUGUCGCGAAAACGCCAUGGUGGUCCUGGUACUACGUCCUUCUCGGGGCCGUCGUGUGCCAGGGCCUCGUCCUGUGUUUGGCUUUCCGCCUCGAGGACAGCACGCGAUACCACAACGACCUCGACCAGCCUCUGGAACCGGCGCGACCAAAGGGCAUCUUCCGAUACCCCGUGCUGUGGACGUGUGCAGCCUACUUUCUCGCCUACGUCGGCACAGAGGGAGCCAUCUCAGGAUGGAUCGUGACCUUCAUGCUCCGCGCCCGCGCCGCAUCCACCUUCCUCGCCAGCCUCUCUUCCUCGUGCUUCUGGAUCGGCAUGUCAGCCGGCCGCCUCCUCCUGGGCACCGUGACGGACCAGCUCGGCGUGCGCAGCGCCACCGCCGGCUACCUGCUGCUCGCCGUCCUCGCUCAGAUCCUCCUGGCGGUUGUGAACUCGGCUCCCGUCUCGGUGGCAGCCGUCGCCGCCGUUGGCUUCUUUCUCGGCCCCAUCUUUCCGUCAGGAAUCGUCAUGGUGGCCCGCCUGCUCCCCAAGGAGCUGCACGUGGCGGCCGUCUCGUUUGUCUGCUCAGUGGGACAAGUUGGGGCGGCGGUGCUGCCGUUUGCGCUGGGGUCACUUGCCCAGUGGCUUGGGAUUCGGGUCUUUCAGGUGUUUAUCCUGGCGAUGCUCAUGGCGGCGUUGCUUCUCUGGUGGAUGUUCCCGGAUGUUGACCGACGUUCCAAGGCCGUGCGUGGCUGCGAUCAUGUUGGCUCGAGGGAUGAAACAUCGUCUCAUUGA
Molecule: messenger RNA, 1281 nt
Organism: Cryphonectria parasitica EP155
Lineage: Eukaryota; Fungi; Ascomycota; Sordariomycetes; Diaporthales; Cryphonectriaceae
Exons: 2
Coding region: 1-1281 (426 amino acids)
Biological process (GO): transmembrane transport
Cellular component (GO): membrane
Molecular function (GO): transmembrane transporter activity
Source: RefSeq, a predicted model, not a curated record